Rhopilema esculentum is the source of this 14184-nucleotide messenger RNA. RefSeq names its product 3',5'-cyclic-AMP phosphodiesterase 4C. The record is from RefSeq and is a predicted model, not a curated record. Gene Ontology annotation, molecular function: 3',5'-cyclic-nucleotide phosphodiesterase activity. NCBI's taxonomy places the organism in Eukaryota, Metazoa, Cnidaria, Scyphozoa, Rhizostomeae, Rhizostomatidae. Gene Ontology annotation, biological process: signal transduction.
GCCAUAUAUAACAAAAGAAUUUCUGUCGGUAUUAUAUGGUUUUGCCUCUCUCAACACUGCCUUUGACGUUCAUCAAUGCCAAAGUUUUUGAGGCACAUCCGUAUGAUAAUUUUGCCAUAUGAUAAUUUUGCCGUACGGUUGUUUUGUCAUACGGAUGCUUAGCUGUACGAAUGAUUACCCGUACAGACAUUUCGUCCUGGAAUGUCUUGCCGUACGCGUUUUUAGCGGAAGGAUAUUUGAUGUUUAGCCGUACGGAUGUUUUACUAAAAAACUUUUUAUUAGUUCUUCCUAAAUUAUCAAAUAUUCUUUGUUAUUUCAAGCGAUGACUAACGGAAGGUGAUUUACUACUUGAGCCAAUAUAAGCCUCCACUCUUUCUUUGAAUUCUGAUCAAUUUCAUUUCUUUACCAACUAAUUAAAAUUUGUUGGACAUGGUGGGACCGAACAAGGGCCCCUUCUGACUGUCAUAAUCGUGGGGCAUGGGGUUGUGCCCCCUGGACCCCCUUAAACCGCCACUGCUUAUCCGUUAAAUAAAUACUUCUCUUUUAUAUAUUUUUCCUUUUUAUUUAUUUGCUUUCGAAAAUGUUGGAAGUGGUUGCCCAUGCUGUCAUAAAGCAUUUAAAGUUCAUAAUUAUUGCUGAUUUGCACAUUGAUAUACACCUAAUUGCAACAUGUGAUUCGAUCGUGACAGGACAGUUGUAGAAAAUUAGUUUUAAGCAGGGAAAUGAGAUCGAACAAGGUUCUGUUGUCAUUAAUUGCUGUGAAUAUUUGCUAUUUUAUUCAUUGACAAUAUCGUACACUUUAUUCAAAUACAAUCGAAACUCAAUUCAAUUCAUGAAGGUUCAAGCUUGAUAACAUUGUACAAAAUUCUCAAUCUUGUUUUGCAUAAACGCUUAUGAAAUAUCGAGCCGAGUCCCCGUUUCUUAACUACACGUCAGAAUGUUGGAUCAUGUGAAUUGAAUUAGCACAACAGUAAGAUUUUAUAUAAAAUGAAUGGAAAGUAAGAAGCUAAGUGUAAUUAAUGCAAGGAAAAAAAUCAAAAAAUUAGAAAUUGAGCUAAAAUACAUCGAGCGGUUUAAAUUUAAUUUUUUAACAUAACAAAAUUAAAGACUUAAAUGCCAACAUCCAAAAUUCUUAUCGCAACAAAAAAAUGAAAUCUAUAUAUAAAACUGGUGGAUAGUUAGUUAUUCAAGUAUUGGGUUCAGUAAACCACGAUCUUUAUUACUUCAUAAAGUUUGGUUCGUUUUAGAAAUAUGUAGCUGAAUUGCAUAAAUUUUAAUAAUAAAAUUUGGAUUAAUGUGUUGCUUUACCUGAUAAAUUUGAUUUCCCUAUAUUAUGUAUAUCUUUAGCAUGAUGAGCCCUUCAAAGAAAUCAAAUAAUAUGUUUAUAUAUGAAAAUAUAGAAUUAACUGUAUAAUGCAAAAUCUAGCCAUUACAGAGGAAUUGUCUAGCGUCAUGCACUCUUUUUAAUUAUAAUACUGUAAUUUUUCAGCCUCAAUAUGCUUAAGAAAUAUUCGUUUUGAAUCUGAAUAUAUUCUGAAAAUAUUUUUAUUGUUUUUUUCAAAUUUGAUAUGGUUCUAGAGUUAGCCUUGAAUAGGCUUUCCAAACAAGGUGAAGCAGUGACGGAAUUCUUGGCUACAGCCACUGAAAGGAGCCCUCCCCGAUUCAAUGUUGUGUGCAUGUUUUUGAUAAUAGAUAAUAGAACUACUAAUCCAAACUUGAUUCUGGGGAAAGGAGGAAUUCGUAUAGGGAAAACAAAAGUAGAUAUUGCAAAUAAUAUAUUUUGUCAAAAAAUUGCCAGGGAUUGCAGACCGUCAGUGGCGUCGCCACGGGGUGGACUGGGGUGGACAUGUCCAUCCUAGUUUCCCCAAAAGUCGAUUUUCUAAUUUGUCGAAUUCCGUUGAAAAAUCUUUGGGGGGGUGUUAGGUUGAUCAGAUCGAUUUUGAUUUUCGCACUGGCAGAAAAGCCACCGUUACAAAAAUGCUGCUCGAGAAAGUUGCUUCUCCAAAUAUUUCAAAAUAGAUAAAUUAUACUAAAAAAGGAUUUUCUAAGAGGCUGCAGGGAGAGGCCUCGAAAAUUUGUUUUUGUCCACCCCAGUUUUUUCGAGCUGGCGACGCCACUGCUGACGUUGCCUAUGUUAAUAAUGAUCAAUUCAAUUAAGUUUGACUCUGCAAUUCCACCUCGGAAAACCGAGCGUACCGCGUUUACCACUUUAGAACCUUACCGCGUAAUUCUGGAUGCAAUCUAAAGCCUGUUUAUGGCCUAUAGGCUGCCCUGAGCAUGCCCAGAGCAUGUUACAGAUAUGAUGAGGUAAUAACACAACGGUCACGUGUGAAGAUCUACAAGUUAAGCAAAUGAUGUUAGAUAAUCCAAUCGAUAUGUGGAAGGAAGGAAUAAUAUUUUAUCGUAUGGAAUCUUUCAGAGCCAUACGAUUAGAUAUAGAUAUUCACAGUACAGAUACUUGAUAAUAUUGCACUAUUUAUUAGAGUGAAAUAAGUAUUAUCAAUAAAAGACUUAUGAUUUCAGUACAAUCUCAGUUACUCGUACGUCGAGGAGGGCGAUGGUUCGGGUUAACGAGUGUUCGAGGUAACGAAUGUUUGGUUCAUCGAGAGUUCGAAUUAUAGCGAGUUUUUUCAAGAGCGUUUUGAAAAGUCUCAGGAGGAGGGGGGGGGGCACUGUAUAAUAAUCCACGAUGAAUCGCUUCGAUGAGAACAUGAAUCACCUUGCAACAUACCACUUCUUUUUCUUCCUAACUUUGAUGCACUGAACAACGAUUGUCAAACACCAUCUUACGUUAAAUCUAAAUGAUUUUUGCACAAAGUAGAUACCAUGGGCGUACAGAGGUAGGGUGUGGGGGUGUUUUUGAGGAACCCGUCCAGAUUUUUGGCCUUUCGGAAAAAGUUCCGAUUAAGCACUAUUUCAUAAUUGAGAAGGUACAAGUAGUUUUCAAAGAAAUGCUAGGAAGUAAAAGCUGAAAAAUUAUGUCCCAAUCUGCAGAAAAUUGUGUUACAUAAGCUAAAAUAUUCAACAAUGACACCAGAAAAUUGAUUUAAACCAUCAAAUAGCUUUCAGCUGUGGAUAUUUUCAGAUAUUUAUUGAAGAGAAAGCUUGCGUUAUUGAAAAAGUGCUUCAAAAAGUGCUGUGGAAGCAUCAAAAUUUACAAGUUUUCCCCCUUCGACGGCAACCAUGGUGCUGCCUUGGACAGUGUAGUUAUAUUCUGGGCUGGUUCCAAUUUUUAGAUCUAAAGGGUUGGAAGGUCUGUUGAUAAUAUGUAAAUAGAUGCUGUGAAUCGACACAAUGUAUUGCAGAGGAUGGUUUUCAACCCGGCAAAUUCGUAGUAGACCCAAACAGGCCUGCCUCGCAACGGCCUUGGGGCCAUAUUUUGAAGAAAGCUUGUGGGUAUUGUCCAGGAUUGUCCAUGAGUCUAUAGGGGAUGUUGUAAAUAUUUGGAUGCAUUUUCCGACCCUCCCUAAAACGUCUUAUUUGCAAUUUUUGCCGCCAACAAUUGCGACCGCCUUCACUAAGCUCCCAAACGGUCUUACCGCGCCCUCUCUACCCCCAACCUCCCUCAAUAGUGACGCUCCUGAUUAUCAUUGUUGUGCAGUUUUAUGAGACAGCUGCUACAACGAUACUCAAAAAUACUGUCAAAUUUUAAAAAGAAUUUCAAACUAUCUUUCAAACUAAAAAAUUUCUCUACCACGUCCAGUCAGUAAUUGACUACCUGCUCUCCCAUCAUUUGAAGGUCUAACAAUACGCCGCAGAUAGAUAGAUAAAGAUCAACGUGCUUCCGAACUCUUGUACUUUUGUGCACAUUUCAAAUACUUUGAAGACAAAUUGCAAGAUAUUUGGGGCGCCAUUUUGAUCCUUUCCCCCCCUGCAAUCUCAUCCCUAUAACGCCACUGUAGUGUUAAAGGGGACGGUGCUAUAAAAAGCAUUUGUGCGCCUGUAAUCGAAUUUCUGAUUAUCAAGUGAUAUCUUAAAAAGUGAUAUGCAAGUAUGUCUCGCACUCCAAGUAGGAUUGAAAAACCAGAGAGAGGGGAAGAUCGUCAUGCAGUCUGUUUUUCAGAUACGACAUGCACCGGUAAUUGGUAAAGACAAAACAGAAGAUUUGCGAGAAGCGUUCGUAUAGACACGGUGACUUCGCUCUUUGUCUGCUAUACUUCGUUGCAAAGAGAUAAUCAAUAUUCUCAAAUCAUUUUCCUCAGCCAAUCAUUUGAACAGCUGCAAGUUCACUGCAAGUAAAUGGUCUUUGGUUUUAGCCUCUGUGCCUGGUUCUUUAAUCUCGCUUGACUGUUUUGUUUUGAUUAUACGCACAACCGCAUGACUCGGUGCUGGUCUGGCCCCUUUAAUAUUAAUUGAUGUUUGACUUUCGAAAACUACGUCAUGAAAUUGAAAUUUUAAGAAGCAGGAUGAAGUUAAUUUAUCUAACUCUUAAUAGCCUCCUUACCCUGAUAAAAGAGUUUCUUAAUUAAAAAAAAUGCUUAGACAGAGUAUUUAAAAUUUUGAUAGGUUUGUUUGGGUUAUCCUUUGUGAAUUUUCGAUUUUCUUGCUUUUUGGUUGCGGAAAGCCUGAAGGUUGUCUGAAGGUUGUCUUCAAAGCUUUGUUUGCAAGAGAGAACUCUUGAUGUUGUUGUAGUUGUUGUUGUUGUUGUCUUGAAGCUUUCCUCGCAAACCACUAUCUGUCGAAAGAUGUUUUAUUGGGAACGGAAAGCUCUGUUUCGCGACAAAUAGUAUUGCAAAUGUAUAAAAUUUGCAAUAGGGUUUUUGUAGUUUAGACACAAGAGGAAGACUUUACUGCAAACAUUUUCCAAUUCAGUUUUGACUGUAAGCAGCUCGUACUGUAGUGGAUACCACUGUUCUCUCGUGCCACUGUCGGCGGAGAUAUGCUGGUUUUCUUCGAAACCUUUAAGCCUCACUCCACAACAUGAAUAAAAAAGUCAGCGAUGGCUUUAUGGUAGCCUCGUUUUCAAGUCAACUUUUGGGAUUCCGCCAAUUACGUUUCAUGCCGCUCACAAACAAACAGAAGUGGGAUUUAAUCCUUCAUAAUUCCAUUUUAUGAAUCUAAGCCGUUUUAAUUUUGUAGUUUCAUUUGCUAUAAUUAGUAAGCUACCUGCAAAUCUCACGGAAUAAUUGCAGACGAUACUAACCGAUAUUGUUUGAAACGAUAACUAUUUAUCUUGUGUUGUUGAUAGUUUGUAUGAACUGGACUUAAAAUGAGUUUCGCUUCCUUUUCAGUCACCAGAAUAUAUUUACAUAACCGGUUUGACGGACCAAAUGGCGUACCGCUUGGUUUACAUUUAACGAAAAGAAAGCUAAAUUAAGAAAAAGAAAACCUGCAAUGUUUUUUUCAUUAGUUAAAAAUUUGCAAGAAAAUUUGCGGUCUGUAGUCUUCAAUGACAAUUUCUCAUUUGUGCAAGAUGGCGGACAGAGGGAGAAGAAAACAGAUUUUGAUGAUAUUCGGGCCAUGGCUGUCGCAAGCUAUUAUGCUUUAAAGGGGGGGGGGGCUUCUUGGUGCCAUUUGCCGACAAAGUGGGUGAACAAACUUUAUUUUCUCGGCCUUCCCGGCACGUUAAAAAAUAUGCGACGAAGUACCCCCUAGAUGGAAAAACUUCCGUUUUUGAAACGGAAUGUUUUUAGAAAGGUAAUGUCAGCAGGGCCGUUAGAAGUGGGAUGGGGGGGGGGGCUGGUGGCUGAAGCCUUCAGAAAAUUGGCAAACUGUACUUUAUUUCCUUUAUGGCAGUGCAAUGAAUGGGAACGAUAAAAUGAGCAACCCCCCCCCCCCCAAAUAUGCUGGAUCAUGAUAUGCGUGCUGCAUUGUUACCUCAGACUGAUCACAUGAAGUUGCCUCAUACUGAUUUUGAGAACAAGUUUCGACCGCCAAGAUAAAAUUAAACUAGAACGAUCACGCGGAAAGGAAAGGUCCCCUGCAGAUAAAUUUAUUUACCAUGAUUGAAUGCUUUUUAGAGAUACCACAAUUUAUUUAUGUUCGUUAGGGUUGACUAUUGUCGACAUUCCCUUUAUUAAGGAAAUACUCUGCGACCAGUAACAGCCCAGCUGCCGGUCAAUCGUCUAACUUCUUUGCCAUCUGCCUUGAAAAUUUGAAAAUUUCAAGAAACAAUAUACAGUGAUUUAUCGAAUGUGAAAAUAUUUUAUUGGAAAAAUAGAACUUUGAUAAAGAAUCUGUUUUUUCUCAUGCUGUUAUUUCACACUGUUUUUAAAGGAAUAUUUCACAUAAUAUUUCUAAAAUGUUUUCUCUUGGGCAUUUAAUAAUGCAUAUAUCAGUUUAAUAUUGCGGCGAAAUUAUUUGAUAAAUCCGUUGAUUUUACCUUUGGGAAUGAAACAUACUAUCACAAUACAGGUUGUUUGAGAGCACCUUGUUGAAUUUGAGUUUGCUCAACAGUCAGAUAGUUUUGAAAGCAAUGUACCGGUUGAGUCAAACAUAGCUAGAUAAUAUUCUUAAUUUAUUCUUAAAUUUCAUCGUUUAGUGACUCUGUUUUUUGUGAUUCAUCAGAUGAAUUAUAUAAAUCAACCGCCCUACUGAAGAUGUUAUUUGGUGGUCUUGGAAAAUUUUGAUAGUAUGCAUUAGGUUGUAGAAAAAUCAAUUUGAUGUAAGAACAAUAUCAAAAACGCGCAAGCUUCAGAUCAGCCAAAAGAUAUGAAUAUGGAACAUUGACAAAAAUUGUCUGGUUCUUAUUGAUUUAUUGAAAGGGUGUUUUUAACCUAAGUUCGUGCAUCCAAUUAAAAAAGAAAUAUCCUGUUAAGUUACUCGGGUUUCGACUAGAAUUUGUAUUCUUGGUUGUAGGCCAAAACUGAUAACCAAGGAUGAAAUAAAAUAAAAAGAGCAAGGAAUCUCUAGCAGAAAAUUCCCUGAAACCCCCUUGCAUCACAACCGUUGCGUGACACCCCCUUGUAUCACCUGAAAUUAGCCUGUGUUCCAGACCCGUUACUGAGCCCACUCGGGUAAACAUCCUUGUUAACAAACCCAGCGAGCAUUGUUCUUUACGGGGGAUAACAGGUUGAAAUAUUGCAGGGGCAACAAAAUUGUUCUUGGACUGUCAGGGGAUUGGAUGUCGUGCAAAAGGGAGACCUUUCCCCUUAUAACGUCAUGGCGCAAUGCAUUCUGGUACUUGUAGUUAAACCCGCGAACAUUUUAUUAGGUUUUCUACGGAUAUCGGACGAAGCUCUGUUAUUAUUCAACGCUGUUUGCUCAAAUUAUCAAACAAAUUAUAGAAAAAACGGUAGAAUGUAUCAAAUACACACCCAGAAACUAGUGCGGCAGAAAGUCGUCCCGACUGCAAUUUUACAGCGAGCAAAAAGUGAAAAUAUGGGACCAAUGGGAGAAUGUUUCUGGUAUAAUGUAGAUAUGAUUUCUGGAGGGGCUUUGAGGUACCAGUUACGGUUGUGCCAUCGUGUGGCAAAAGUGGAAAAUAUUCUGAAUUGGGUGCACCAAAAUGCCGUUUUCCCAAAAACUUUUCAACCUGCAGGGGUACCACAUCCUACUUUAAAGCCAUUUGCAAGGUUCAUAAACUGGUGGGAUUGGUUUUGAAGUUUUAAACUAAUUAACAAGGGUUAUCCACUGGUGGAAGUAGUGUUGAAAAUGGGCGUAGUCAUAUUGACGUCACGAUUUGCCUUUCUUCGAAAAAUUUUCAGACUAAUCAUUAACUAUAAAGAGAUUUGUGCUAAGAGUCAUCCCCAGUAAGAGCACAAAGUGUAACUAUAUUCAAAUUUAAAACAUUUAUAUACUGCUAAAGGCUUACUUGUAAUUACCUUUUGAACUAAAAGCUACAUCUGGCCGUAAAAUUAUACACUGCUUGAAGACCCUUCUUGGGGGUUGCGAGGCUUACCUGUCUGCACAAGAAGAGCUCCAGACAAAUUGCUACAGUAUAAACAUAGCCUGUUUCCCAGACCCCUAACUUGAAAGUAGAGGUUUGGAGCAGAGGCAAAAGAGCAUCAGUGUUGCCACACGUAGGGAUUUUUACCUACUUUGGGGAUUUUCAGAAGUUUAUAGGCUGUAGGGAAAACCUGCGAGAUCAGUCAAGAAAAGUAGGUAGUUUUCUGGAAAUUGUAGGGAUUUAUAUUUGUUUGCGGCCAAACAAUUAGAUUGCUUGUAUUUCAUAGCUUUGAACUUCAAUUUCCACUGACUUUUCAUGCAAAUGCAAAAAGUAGUUAUGAAAAGAUAUUCCGCAAAAAAUUUUACGUCAGAGUAAUUUCUUACAAAAGCAUUACUCUUUAUAGUUGAAUAGUUUUUUGGGUCCUCGAUCUUUAUGGCUUUUUAAAAUAGACUUUCGCUGAAAGUUGUUUUUAGAAACAUAGAUGGACGUGGGUAAAUCGCAGGGAUAUUUUGAAAUAUGCAGGGAUUUGUGGGGAGAAUCCACGUUGACAUGCGUAGGUGGAAGUAGGUAGAAAUCGCCUGCGCAGUAGGGAGAAACGAUAAGUCGAGCGUGGCAACACUGAAGAACAUCAUCAGGUCAAAUAUAUAAACAAAGAACUUCAGCAUUCUUGGCAGUGUCUUUCCUAUCAGUUUGAAAACAGAUCUUUAUUAAUGAUGACUAAAUUGUUCUUGUUCAACUAUUUUUUGCCACCAUUGACUCUUUUCAUAAUUUAUAACCAUAUUUUUACUUCUGUCACUGUCAGGCCUAAGGUGCACGUACGCUCUUUAGUAUUUUUACUGAAUUAUAAAUGAGUCUUCCACUGAGCUGUCCAUUUCAGAAGCUUGGUAUAACUUUAAAGACUUGGUCCAACCUUUUAGUCAAUUCAUAUCUUUCUAGGCCUAUCCUCUUCUUCUCCAUCCAAAGUGAACAGCUUGUUCUCCUUUUGUGGCCUAAUCGCAACACCAGAAAGUCUAUCUGCAACAUCAUUUCCCGUGCAAGAACCUUGAGAAAACUAGGGAUGUGCUGCUGGGUACAUUCUGCCGUAUUUUCCAUGAUUUGUUUGAUAAUUUGAGCAAACAGCGUUGAAUAAUAACAGAACUUCGUACGAUCGCCGUACAAAACAUAAACAAAUGUUCGCGGGUACUACAAGUACCAGAAUGCAUUGCACCAUGACGUAAUAAGAGGACUUGGGACAAAAAUACGUGUUUGCAGACCACGUGGUGUAAUGAAAAAAUGGCCGCUUCAUUCGAUUUUUGAAAAGUGGAUUCCCCAGUUGGGCAUACAUGGGUUUAAGUAAGGGUGAGCAUUUUAAUGUCUGGCGUGUUCCCACAGUCAGCAUGAACGCAUGCUAUGGCCUAUCAUUAAUAUUCACAUCAGAAUACAGAACGCUUCCAAUUUCAUUCUAAACACUGUCUCCGUGUGCAAGGAAUGAAUUAGUAAUUCAUUCACAACCAUACUAUUAUUAGUGGUUUGUUAACCGCUGCUCGCAUAAUGCAUAGCAAAUCUUUAAGCUUCUUGAGAGCAGAUUUUUUAGUUUGACAUUGGUUUUUGUUAGAUUUUUGUUAUGUCAAAGUUGAUAUACAGCUUUUUUGAACUGUUUUCAAAUACAGUUGAAAAAAGCAGCACAAAGAUAACUCUGCUUAAUUUAAUUGGCCUAUAGAAGUAAGGGCAGUUCUUCCUCAACAUAAUCACGUUUCUUAAAAGUCCCAGAAAUAUUGUAACGAUGUAAUUCUCUUUCCCUUGAAAUGAAAAAUGAGAUCUUCAAUCGUGUUGACAAUGUUAAACCUCUUUGUCUUUUUGCUUUUAUGGUACCAAGCCCUCAUUGUCAUUUUAAUCGCAUUUUCAAGCUUACGAAACUUGUGAAAUAAACUUAUAUGGCCGAUUUAUCUUUCUAGCUUUCCAAAGCUGUAUUGAAUUUUAGGCUCAAGUGUUUAUAGAGGUUUAUUUUCUCGGGAAGAAUUGAUUUGUUUUGAAUUGCGAAACAAAUUAGUACUUUGUUUUGAACCAGAGGCCCAAUGCAAGUAAUUUUUUUGAGGAGAGGAUUCAAGAAAUAAUUUUGCAAAUAAUUCCAGUCAAGAAGCAGAUUUUCUGAAAUUUUUAAACAAAUUUGGUGCUGCAAAAGGCCUCCUUAACCCCUGAUUAACGUUAGGAACAGAGAACCUCGACGCGAAGUGAGCAAAGGGGGAAAAACGCCAAUAAAAGGGGCAAAACAAUAGUAAAAACAAGAAAAAUGGUUAGUUUCCCGAGGGUCCUGAUGCCCCCCUUGAGCAGGCGUCUCUGCUUAGGGACACACUGGCUGUUUUUGAGGUUAUAUGGUGUUCCGUGCCUGGCAACUGCUUGGAUGAGGAUGCUAUUUGGUCCGGGUUUUAUGAUAGCGCCUCCGCUUAGUUGACACGCUGAGACUUUUCCCAUGUAUUAUUAACGAGAAUCGGUGAGUUAAGGAGGACUUUUGGAAGUAAUGGUUCAAGCACCAAAGUAAGGAUUUAGUAAGGUCAAGAACAAGGAAGAAAUAGUAUCUAAUGAAAGUAUGGCGACGAAGCCUAAAGUGAACUUCGAUCCUCCUUCGAUACCUGUAUUUUUGGAUCGUUUGGUGAGCGCUGGAGUGAGGACAACUUCGUUUGAGAGCGACGCCACACUCCAUUCAAGGCUCCAUGGUGAUGCCGAGCAACAUGCAAAGCAGCAAACGAGUCCACUUAAUGAGCACGACCGAUUGCAACUUCCCGUAUCCGGAUCGAGAAGAGAAUCGUUUUUGUACCGGUCGGACAGUGAUUGCGACAACCCCCCACCGCCGUUGUCUUCUAGGUCAUCAAUUUCAAGUGAAGGAGUACGUUCAGAAGAGCUGGUCACCCCUUUUGCCCAAGUUCUCUCCUGCCUUCAAAACAUUCGCUCAAACUUCGUCCUGCUGACAAAUGUACGCCAGAGCAGACAUCGCCGAGGAUCGGAUGGUUUUCAUUUAAAUUCUAGAGUGUGCAAUCUUUACGAGACAGGAGAUGGCAGCUUUAUUAGAGAUGAUAUGUUUAAAAAGCUCACGAUGGAAACAUUGAAAGAAUUUGAUUGGUGUUUGAACCAACUUGAAUGCUUGCAAGCCAGCAUGACCAUCAGCGAUAUGGCAUCUAACAAGUUCCGAAAGAUUUUGAAUCGGGAGUUGAAAGAGAAUUCAGAGGCGGGGAAUGGUGCAUCAGAAAUAUCGGCUUGGGUGUAUAACACGUUUAUUGGUAAUCCAAACUUUUUCACCUCAACCCAAACAGACAAGCCUUUGGAAGACGAUAUCGCUUCAAAUACACGGGAACACAGCGGGCCAAUACGCGCUAGAUCCCGCAGCCUCGUUCGCUCAAUCAAGAAGCUGACACGCAGCAUCAGUUGCUCAGGAUCAAUCCCAAGGUUUGGAGUUGAAUGCCCGGAUGAAGCACCUUUGGAAAAAAUUAUGGAAGACCUUGACAAAUGGAAUUUUGAUGUGUUCAAAGUAUAUGACGUCACCGCGUCAAGACCUUUGCUUUCAAUUACAUACACGAUUCUGCAGACGAGAGAUCUCUUGAAAACUUUCAAAAUCAAGCCGUCUGUUUUUGUCAGCUAUAUGUCAUCUGUAGAGAAUCAUUACCUAAAAGAUGUUGCAUUCCACAACUCUACGCAUGCGGCAGAUGUGACGCAAGCAACACAUUUUCUUCUCUCGGCAACCGCUUUUCAGGGCGUCUUCAGCGAUCUCGAAGUAUUCGCCGCCAUUUUUGCAAGCGCUGUUCACGAUGUUGAUCACCCUGGCGUUAAUAAUCAAUUUCUUGUCGAUUCAAACUCAGAAAUGGCGAUCAUCUACAACGACGAAUCAGUGCUAGAAAAUCAUCAUCUUGCCGUCGCCUUUCAGCUUCUGCAGCAUGAAGAGUGCGAUAUUUUUCAAAAUCUGUCAAAGAAGGAACGACAGAUGCUGCGCAAAAUGACUAUUGAAAUGGUUCUGGCGACAGACAAUGCGAAACAUAUGAGCCUACUCGCCGCUCUCAAAACGAUGGUAGAAACGAAGAGUGUUGUUGGGAAGCAUUUGGUUCUUGAUGCCUUCAAUGAUCGGCUUCAUAUACUCAAAUGCUUGGUUCAUUGCUCAGAUCUGAGCAACCCUACGAGGCCUCUUAGGCAUUAUCAGAAAUGGCUCGAUCGAUUGAUGGAGGAGUUCUUCACGCAGGGUGACAUUGAACGGGAAAAGGGCAUGGAUGUCAGCCCGAUGAUGGACCGUCACAAUGCCAACAUUGCAAAGUCCCAGGUCGUGUUCAUUGACUACGUCGUGCACCCGUUGUGGGAGACCUGGGCCGACCUUGUCUAUCCGGAUGCGCAGGAGCUGCUGGAUAACCUAAACAGAAAUAGGGAUUGGUACAAACUUCAGUGCUCUCCUAGCACGACAACGUCACCGAAAUCGUCUCCUAACAUGGCCUCACUACGAAGGGUUAGUUUGCAACUGGAAAACAGUGUAGACGACAGCGAGGAGAAUGGGUUGCUGGAAGCGAAACACGGGGACGAAAGGAGAAAAUCGGACUCUUUGUUGUUGAAAAAACCACCUGAGCAAACAAUUGACAAAGUGCAAAAGCAACUGCAAGAACUAGCUUGUGGGAAGGAGCGCGAGAAAGAGAAUAACUGUUCGAGUGCGGAGGAGCCCAGAACUAUGAAGAACCAAAAUGGAACUGUUGUAAAGAGUUGUGACAAAGGCAACGCGCUGCCAAAACAUUCAUCUCCUGUAAAACAUACUGUAAAUAGCUCAAAUGAUAAAUUUAAAGAAAAAGUCAUUACAUGAUUUGGUGGAUGUUUCGAAAAAUCAUGAAUUUCAGUGUCAUUCGUUCGAAAGUUUGUCGAAUGAUUUUAUCUCUGCUCGGGUACUUGGGAUGCCUUGCCGGAGGAGUUCGAAUCUCGAUCACUUUAAGUCAUGUGUUCAUGCGCGAUUGCCGUGCUUGGCGCUGCAGAGAGCAUCAAAUGCCUUUCGAUGUGUGUUUGCGGAAAUAGCGCGUUAAUGGACGAUGAGACAUGUACUUGUUGUAAGCUCGGUGAUACUGUACCAGUCCUUAAAUGUUGGGCAUUCAAUUCAAUUGUCGUGGUGAAUUAUGCAAAGGUUUCAAUUAUUCUCGAGAAGCACUGAUGUCAUUGUUCUGCUUCGGAAUUGAGGCCGAUUUUCAUGUUGGACUUGGCCGAAGGCUAAACAGUUUUGUCUGCGGCAACCCUAUACCUCUAGCCAGCAAUUUUUUCCAUGUCAAACUUUUGACUUUGUACAGAUUCAGAUUUUACUGGACAUAACAUCUUCAGAAGUAGUUUUCCGUGCUAGCAGGUUUCCUUGCCUGCCACCUAUUCGGUAUUUUAACAUUCAGCAUAUAUGUGACGUCAUAGCCCAGAUUCUAUUACUUUUCUAAUCGCCACAACGUGUAGUUGCAUUUGCGUCUCGCAUGCAGACGUCGUUCCAUUUCAUCGGCAUAUCAGUUGAUUGUUUGUAUCUUAGGGUCUGUCUUUUCAAGGUAAAUAUCUUCUUGUGUUCGUACUUUCCCUGAAUGCCGCAGAGAAUUGUGUUUAUCGGCAAAUCAAUUGUAGAGAACCUCAACUUGAAUGUUCUUCAAAAGCGUCAUUCUUGGUAUUAUUAUCAAAGCCUUGAUUCAGUUCUUGAAUCUUCACGCGUUUAACGCAAUUUUGUUAUAAUGUUGUUAGCCCUAGUGAAUUUUCAACAGAAUCGACAACCCAGUCCCCCCACCCCCCAGUAUUAACGUACCAUUUUGAAAUUUGUUAGGCCUAAAGUAAACUUUUCAUUCCAUUUUUUCCUAUGAUAUCGGUUUAUAUAUAUUAAACGCAAUGUAGGAACUGACGCAGAUAGUUCACAGUAUAUAUACUCUAUAUUUAAGCCCCAUCAAUUGAUCGUGCCCCCAUAUUGUCACUGAACGGCAGAAUAUUUUUAGCGUUCUAUGGCGUUUGAUGCAACGGAAAGCUAACAAUACCCAUGCAAGUUUCCAAUUAUUUUGCACGUAUUUACACAGAAACGCGUUCCGUGCUGUUUGAAAUUCAAGGCCCUUAAAAUUACUCUGGAAUCAUAAUGGAAUGCUUCCCGCGUUCUUCUGCGUCUUUCGCGUGUGUGAGAAGAGGGUGAUUGUAGGCAAAGAAGUAUAUUGUAUAUCAGAUGUUACAGUUACCAGUAAUGGUAAAAACUUCGAGAUGAGUUCGAAUCAAAUAUGACUUGUAAAAUAGUUUUAUGUUAAUAGCGAUUUGAAUCACUGUUGAUUAAUUGUUCGUUUGGUGAGCGGCACCGUAAUGACCAAAGCACUUAGAUUGUUUAUAAGCAGUUAAGAAAGAGGAAACGAUACGAGUGA